GCUGCAUUAAUGUUGAGGGACGGAGCUGCUGAGCUGAUUGCAGUGAAAACUGAGCGCGCUGUACACGACCAACCGGACACAUUUACCGCUUAUAACCGGCUUAUGACCGACUUCAUUUCCUUACUUACGACUCUACAUAUUAUACCUGGGCUUAUUUUAAAGUAGAAAGAUGAUUUCACCGUGGGACAGAUGGUACACAACGAGCUGCUGCCUCUGUUGUCAUGUACGGACGGGCACCAUUAUCCUCGGCAUUUGGUACAUGCUCAUCAAUGCAGUGGUUCUGUUAAUCCUGCUGUCUGCUCUAAAUGACCCAGUGCAAUAUCACUACCAUCUCACUAGUGCUGAACUUGGCACAGACUUGGACGUCAUGGAUGAUGCAAACAUGUGCAUUGCUGCUGCAAUUUCCCUCCUAAUGAUUCUAAUUUGUGGGAUGGCAACAUAUGGUGCAUAUAAGCAACAUGCUGCUUGGAUUAUUCCAUUUUUCUGCUACCAAGUCUUUGACUUUGCCCUUAACACACUGGUAGCAAUAAGUGUUGUGGUUUACCCGAACACCAUUCAGGACUAUAUUCAACAACUGCCUGGGACGUUUCCAUACAAAGACGACUUAAUGUCCACCAACAGUGCAUGCCUGGUAUUUGCUGUCCUAAUCUUCAUUGGCUGUAUCCUGGCCUUUAAGGCGUACCUGAUUGCCUGUGUGUGGAACUGCUACAGAUACGUUAGUGGAAGAGGCACAGAGGUCUUGGUUUAUGUCACUACAAAUGAUACCGCAGUGCUGCUUCCAUCCUAUGAGGAGGUUAUUGCAAUCCCGCCAAAGGAGCCGCCUCCCCAGUACAUCUCUUCAUGAGACGCAAAGAUUCCUGUCAGACUCCUCUGCUCUUCUUUCCAAUUCUCUCAACUAAAAUAUCUGUCAGUAUUGUCUGUUUCCCCCACUCCAACAUCUUUUGUUCCCUGAAGGCAGUAGUGUGAUGUUGACAUGCCCUUCCUCUACAAGUCUUUAACGCUGUCCUGGCAGCACAGUGCUGUGUCUCAGCUCCUUCUAGGAUUUGCACUUUCAGCGAUUAUGCACGGCACAGACCUCCUUUUUUCAAUACUGUGAACUUUUUAGUACUGCUGUCGGCUGCUGGAAUAUCUGACAUGUAAAUGCAGUAGGUGUAAUAAACCCAAAUUAUAUAAAAAGCACUUUUCAACUGGCAAAUUUCCUUGAACCCACUGAACAUAGCAGCCAGGGUUUCAACAUAAAGCUGCUUUGUAGAAACUCUGAACUAAGGAAAUGUCCAAGAGACCCAAAUUGUGUUUGAAAUAUUUAGGUACAAUCUUUACCCACAACAUUUAUUUACAACAGGCGUUUCUAACCUUUUUGUCAUGAAAGUGGACAAAAGCUGGUCUUGUGGGACACAUAUAUGCAUUUAUCUAUAGUAAUGGUAGGCAUAAAUACAGAAGCGCAGGUUGCAGGAUGAGCUCUGCUGAUAUAGAACACUCACUAAGACAGGCCUGACAGAAUGCCAAGCCAUCGAAGAUACUAGAAAAAUAUUUUACAGCGACACAAAUAUGAAGAACGCGAUAACCCACAAAAAAUCCUGAAUUUGUUGAAUUACCUAAAGAUUAAAAGCCAAAUAUAGUACAUUAACUUUUACUUAGCUUAAACUUGGUUUUGAACCCACCUCUAAUGCCAUGUACAUAGCCUAAUUGAGCUGGAAUGGCAAUAAACACAAAAAACACUAAGACAGGCUUAUCUUGGAAGUAUCCCAUGAUGUGCUUAAUUUCAAGGAACUUAAUUUUCAAAAAUCACAGAUUUCACAAAUUUUUACAGAAAAGUAAUUGAAUUACACUCCUAAAUUGAAUGAUAGAAUAAAUGGAAGCUACCAUACACAACACAGCCUACCUUAACAGUUGGAUGUAAACCUAGAACAUUCAGUGAUGGUCUCAAAGAUGGACCGCUGCAUAGUGCAAAUUAACCAAUAAACAUGAGACACUUGAACGCUAUGCGAAUUAAAAAUGUUAAAUUGCUAAACACUAACCUUAAAUUUUACAUUUCACAGCAAAAUCAGUUUGUGACUAGAUUUGCAUGGCCGUGAAUUAGGUAGGGUCUUAAUAUGAAUAAGAAAUAUGCUAUUUUUAUUUGAAUGUAAAGACAUCUGGGGAAGAAAUAUGCAGUUUUAAGCCACUUACACAGAUGCAUCUUGUGACAGUUACCACAACUGUGUAUCAGUCACUAAUGUCAUAUGACCCAGGAGUAAGAAUAAUUUACCCAAUGUGACCUGACACAUUUUUUUACGUAUGUAUUAAAGGUGACUUGGGUGGGAUGUAUUGAUUAGAAGGUGAACUACCAAAACAUUAAAACCUUUUCUUGACUUGUUGACCUUAAAAAUCUGACCAUUUUACUGGAAAGUCUGUCUAGUUUGUGUUUAAGGCCAGACUGGUUUUGAUUCAGGCAUUGCUUUUUCAGACAUGCAGUUGGCUAAUUUGAUUGUGUUCUCCACCUUAGUUGUAAUAAUAAGAACUAAAUAAAAUUAUCGUUGCACUUUUUAAAUAUUUUAGGCUUUUCUGGUGGACCGGCAGCAGGCUAGUUUUUCCUUUACCAAUUUACCAAUGCUACUUAAUCAUGUGUUUGAAGUUAUGUACUUCAGCUUUAAUGAUUAGGGAUAAAGAUAAUUUGUCUAAGUAUGUUCUGUUCAUCAAGCUUCAUUCAUCAGUAAUGUGUUAAACAUUGCUAUUACACAUUUUAUUUACCAUAUGUACAGUGGCUGCCAGUCCUGUACAGCUGUCUUUUCUCACCAGUCAUGUACAUUCUAACCUAGGUAAGGAAGGAAAAGUACACUGUAUGUAGCACAGUAUUAUAGUAAAACUGUAACACCACUGUAGCAGUUUGAGUAACUUCUGAGUAAAGUCUUCCCCCAUAAUUCUAAAUCAAUAUUUGUUAGAUAAAUAAAGAACUAUGCAACAUCUAUGCAGAUAAAUACAGGGCAUUGGUAGCUCAGUGGUUUAGGUACUGGACUAGUGAUCAGAAGGUCAUUUGUAAAGCCCCACCACUGCCAGGCUUCAAUUGUUGGGCCCCUGAGUAAGGCCCGUAACCCUCAAUUGCUUGCAUUGUAUACUGUCACAGUUGUCAGUUGCUUUGGAUAAAAGCGUCUGCUAAAUGCCAUGAAUGUAAAUGUAGGUCAAAGCAACUUUGUACUGUAUUUCAACACACAUCUCAUCAGUUUUUUCAAAUGAAGCAUGUAGCCUCUCUAUUACUGCUCUGAAUUGCCUAUAUGCUCUAGAUACCAUUUUUCCCAUACCAAUUUGCUUACACCGUAUACUCCUCUGUAGGUCCAAAGGAUUGCAGUCAUUACUUAAAUGUGCACUUCUUUUCUUUAUGUAGGUCAGCGGAAAACAAACAUCCAGGCAGCAAUAGGCAGAAAAUAGCUUGGAAACGAAUGCUUAAAUCAACCUGAAUAUAAAGCUUAUUAUUCAAGCAACAAACAUACCAAUGGUUUUUAAAUUGGUUAUACAUCACUAAAAUUAGGACAUCUUGAACUAAUGAGAAGUUCAAAACCCUGUAGUAAACAGGGGCCUGAAAGCACCCUAAGGAACAACAACAAAUGAUAAAAUUGGCAUUAAAUCUGGGGCAGGAUCCCGGUGCAUUAACCUGUCAGGGGGUCUAUAGUGACAAACAAUGUGUAGCAGUAAGUAAAGUUUGUCUCUCCCUGUUUAACUACCGUACAAAAGAGCUCUGUAUUGAAAUACAGUACACUCUCCCCUUAAAUAUGUUUUCUUAUGCAUCUGGAUUUACAAAGCUUUAUGAUGUUACUAAAAGCCCAACAUUUAACGGUAGUGUCUAUGCACAAAUACAUGUGUAAAUCGUCCAGUGCAAAAAUGGUUUGUUAAUAUAACAAUGUUCACACAUUUCAUAACUCACUUUGUUUAAUUUAGUUUGGCCCACAGUUUAAUAUGUUUACAAUUUAGUACAAACCAUUUUUGUGGCAUAUAUGCAGCUGAAAAUGAAAAAAAGAAACCAGCAAAACAAUACAGAAAGGAAACUUAAAUAAAAACAAUGCAUUUUGUAAAACAUUUAAGUUUUUUAGGGACAAAGUUAACCAACACCCAUAACUAGUGUGGAAAAAGUAAUUGCCCUCUUAGCUAAAUGAACAUCAAACACAUACAUUUUAACAUGAAUCAACAUGUAUACAUGAACAGAGCUAGCUUUAACUGGCUGUUGUGUGGGAUUCAGUCUUCAGUUCAAUAACAAGCAAUGCCUUUAGAGCAGGAGUCCUGUAGAACAAAUUAAUCAUGCUGGAUAGGAGAGAAGGACAUCAUCUUAACUCACAACACCAGCUUAUCUUAGUAUGUGAGCUUAUGGCUAUUUCAUUUUUCAACCCGAGUCUACCCAAUGGCAUUACAGUGCUAAAGGAUUAAAAGAGGUAGUGGCUUGCUUUACCGGUCUUAAAGCACAUACUAAGCAUUUCUAAGCAAGUGUUUGUUUUGAUAAACCCCACACCUAAAAUGUUUUUACGCACAGGUAAUGCACAUAUUUGUGCAUAUGCACAAUAUUCGAGGGCUUAGAUUUUCACCUUAAUUCCUAAGUGUGUAAUCUGGUACAUUAAAAAAUCAAUUAUGGUGUUACCAUAGUUGGCAAGAGAGAUUCAAGAUGUACAAUUGACUGAUUUUUACUGUUGAUGUGUUUUGUGUGUAAAUGACUGAAACUUGAUGUUCCGUUUACUGUAAUAUUUGUACUGAACAAUUCUCAAAAAUAAAACAUUUACUUGUUAAUUGAACAA
This is a messenger RNA of Trichomycterus rosablanca, 4757 nucleotides long. RefSeq names its product lysosomal protein transmembrane 4 beta (gene laptm4b). The coding region runs from base 170 to 844 and encodes 224 amino acids. The record is from RefSeq and is a predicted model, not a curated record. The transcript has 7 exons. NCBI's taxonomy places the organism in Eukaryota, Metazoa, Chordata, Actinopteri, Siluriformes, Trichomycteridae. Gene Ontology annotation, cellular component: lysosomal membrane.